Colletotrichum destructivum is the source of this 1638-nucleotide messenger RNA. RefSeq lists its product as uncharacterized. The transcript has a single exon. NCBI's taxonomy places the organism in Eukaryota, Fungi, Ascomycota, Sordariomycetes, Glomerellales, Glomerellaceae. Bases 377 to 1432 code for a protein of 351 amino acids. The record is from RefSeq and is a predicted model, not a curated record.
UGAACAGGGACAUCGAGAUUCGUACAUCAGUACAUCGGUUUGUUUAGCAAGGCAAACUAGUGGCAGUGAAGACUCGCGAGAUCAAAGUCAUUCUCGAUACUCGUACCUUUGCAACUACGCAUUCUCAUUUCCAAGCUCACGGUCAGGUGCAACACAACAUGUGCAGAUUUUGACACGUCAGCUACGAAAGGCCGGCCGUUCGGCCAGCCAGAGGGUCUACGACCUGCUUCGCAACAACGAUACAGUGUGGCGAGAGUUGACAUGUAUCUAGGAUAUCCGUGUAUAAAGAGUUACUUAUUCGUAUUCAAAAUCUUGGUCUUUGCUCUUCACCUCUGUCACCACUUGUACACGUUCUGAACCGUUCACGAUCUUUAUCAUGAGCAGGUUCGUUUCAAGUUAUCCAGUCAUCCGCGCCUUGCUGCUCAGGCACCGCCAGCACAAUCUCGAAUAUGCAGCCGUUGCUCCUUUUCAAACGGCACUCAACACCCUGUUCCAAGCCAGAGAUGGUUAUGCUGUCAACAUUGAGCAGUCCGUCGACAAAGGCAGGGCAAGAGUUGACUUGUUGAUACAAGGUCUUGACUACGACCAUUUUACACUCUACAUGAUGAUGGUUGGGGAAAUGAAACCUUCGUAUAAGUCUCCCGAGGAAGGUGAGACUCAAGUCCUGAAAAGGGCACGAGAAGCAAUAGUCGGACACGGUCUGGAAAGGAUCUACGCGUUCACCACCCUAGGAGAAGGAUUCCGAUUUUGGACCGUGUCGGCGCGAACAAUGACACUGGAGCCUCUGGGCAGCGAUACUCCCCGCGGCAGCCACACUGCGUACAUACCACUCGAUUCCGCUGAGGGGGACUGCAUUGUAGAGUUCAGCAACUAUGUCAAGCAGAACCGGCCACUCCGCGAGGCACCUGUUCUCCCGAGCCAGGACUUCUCAGCGGCGCCCGAAGAUUUCCGUGGACAGGCGAGUCAAGCCAAUCACCAAGAAGAAGCAGCAUCUUUCAUGCCGAACCAGAACUUCCCGGUAUCACCCCAGGAAUACUACGACCAAGGCUAUCCGCCACCAGAGUCGUCAGUCCAGUACGAAACAAACAAUCCAGUCACUUCUUUUGCAGACUCUCAACUCCAAUAUGACGCCAAUCCGGAGGAUCCUCAGGGACAGUCAAUGGAGAUUGAUGACGUAUUGGACGAUCCUGAGGAUGAGCCCACAGCUGGUCCGUCUUAUGUAGCUGGAGUUAGCCAAGAACCGAACUAUAUCCAGGUUACAAUCACAAGGGAGGUACAUACUAUCCGAAGUGACAAGUACCUUUUCCGGAAACGAAAAAGAGGCAGACUCAUCAUCACCAACAACGAGGAUUGGGAGAAGAAGAAGGUGGAUGGAAAGGAGGUUUGGUAUUUCAAAGAAGAUUCAAAGUACUGGGGCUAUAAGCCUAGAUAGUGCUUCGCUCUUAUUCCCCCCCUGUCUUUUUUCUACGUCGUUUCAGCAUAUAGCUCAUAUCAAUUGGGAGUGUUUCAACAGUUUUAUUCAUUUUAUGGCUCGGUUGUUCUCUUAACCUGCUGGCUCAACUCCAGGAACCGUCUUACUUUCGGUAGGAUGUUCAACACUCCUUCAAAAUCAAUAAAUCAUCUGUCUGUCUUACCUGC